AUGAUUAUUCCAGUGCGCUGCUUUUCCUGUGGGAAGGUCGUUGGUGACCUCUGGGAACGGUAUCUGGAAUUACUCGACCAGGGUGUGGCUGAUGGGCAAGUGCAUUCAUCGCGGAAAAAUGAUCAUAUUGCAAGUUUGCAACUUCUAACGUCCGCUCUAGUGAUGCGAUGGACCAGCUGGGUUGCCGCCGCUAUUGCUGCCGUCGAAUGA
Penicillium oxalicum is the source of this 210-nucleotide messenger RNA. Its product is annotated as DNA-directed RNA polymerase core subunit RPB10. Bases 1 to 210 code for a protein of 69 amino acids. Lineage: Eukaryota; Fungi; Ascomycota; Eurotiomycetes; Eurotiales; Aspergillaceae. The record is from RefSeq and is a predicted model, not a curated record. Gene Ontology annotation, biological process: transcription by RNA polymerase I; tRNA transcription by RNA polymerase III; transcription by RNA polymerase II. Gene Ontology annotation, molecular function: DNA-directed RNA polymerase activity; DNA binding; zinc ion binding. Gene Ontology annotation, cellular component: RNA polymerase I complex; RNA polymerase II, core complex; RNA polymerase III complex. The transcript has 2 exons.